This is a messenger RNA of Octopus bimaculoides (California two-spot octopus), 3033 nucleotides long. Its product is annotated as lysM and putative peptidoglycan-binding domain-containing protein 3. Lineage: Eukaryota; Metazoa; Mollusca; Cephalopoda; Octopoda; Octopodidae. The record is from RefSeq and is a predicted model, not a curated record.
CCUGCCCCUGAUAACAUGAAAAGACAACUGCAUGCCGGGAGAGAAGCCAGUGCUAAGUAGUUUCCUGCACAUUAACUUUAUCAUGAACGUCGUUGGAGUCGAACCCCUGUAACUCUACUCGAUGUUUUAUACCAUCAGGAAGAAAAUCUAUCUCCAUAUUUCUGAUUUUGAUAAUCCAGAAUGAUAACCAUGUCGACUAAGUUUCUUUAUUUCGUUACAGCUGCUUCAUGAAAAAAAAAAUAUAUAUAUACAUAUCUACAUAUACACUGUGUAUCUUUUCCACUCAUAACAUAUCAAGUCAACCAUCAAAAUAAUUGGUCAACCCGUACUUGGCUUACUCUGCAUGGAUGGCUUUAUUUCUAUUUCUCCAUAUGAACGGUUUGACGGGAGGUAUUUUGAUAGUAGACUGUCAUUUGUGGUGAAUGUCCGGUUUACGUUGUCAUUGCCACCAGUCUCAAACUUAAUCUUGGCUAACUCACUUUCAGAGUUACUUUACAAAAGUUAUUAUGAGUGCUGGUUUUCAUGAUAGAUCGUUGUCACCCAGCCAAAAUGCUAAUUUACAAGCUAAUUCAUCAAAACCACAAAGGACUUCUUUAUUUCGGUCUUUUUUGUCGUCUUCCAGUUCACCGAAAUAUCACAAGCUGCAACAGAAGCAUGGCACAAGUAAUAACUUCCAUCGAACAUAUGUACACGGACACGUGGACAAUUCUUUGGAAGAUGACGAGGAUGAAGACAAUAUAUUUGAACUUCCUGAGAUCCGGUCUCGAAAGGGACCCGGUAAUUCUAAAACUUCAGAUCCCUCUACCUCAAAACCGUACGGGACAUCGGAAAUGGACUAUCUGCAACAUACAGUAACAGAUGUUGAUACUGUUCAGAGUUUAUCAAUCAAAUACUCUUGUCCUGUUGCUGAGCUGAAGCGUGUGAAUCAUCUUAUUCGCGACCAGGAUCUCUUUGGAAGAAAAUUAGUUAAAGUCCCUAUCAGAAAAUAUGGCCAUAUCACCGAGGUCCACAGUGACUUACUGAUCACAGAUUCAAGCACAUUAGACUCGACAUUACACAAUGCCCGAACGGGCCUUGUUGACUGCUCCGAUGAGAUGGCAGCGGGAGCAUUAAACAGUGUAGACAAUGAGAGUUGCAAUCUCAGUGAUCCGGACAUGCAACGUAAGAUAAUUCAGAGCCUUAGCAUCAAAGACAUGAUACAUUCACAGACAAAAGAGGCUGAAGAAUUCCUACGUAGCAUGGACCGUGACUUGGAAGUGAUCCGGAACUCAACGAAGACAAGCUGUCAGUCUCUAAAUGAGGUGAUAUCCGUUUUGACCAACAAAUCAAUUCAGCCCCUUCAGAAACCCAAUAACAUUUGGAGUUGUUCGGAAGAAGGUUGUGGACUUCGCUACAAAACUAUAGUUGCUGCUGUUGUAUUCAUAGGAAUAGUUGUUCCUAUUUUUAUAAUUAUAUAUUUUAAAUAUUAUAAACCUGACUAAACUUUCUUAUCUUGUUAUGUCUUCAUCAUCAUAACCAUUGUAAUGAUAAGAAGAAUCAUCAUCACCAUCUUUGUUGUUGUUGUUGUUACCUCUACAACUACUAAUAACAUUUCUGUUAAAUACAAUCUUUCUCUUUUCUUCAUCAUAAUCAUCAACAUUAUCAUUUUCAUUAAUAUUUUUAACAUUUCACCUCAUCGAUAUCAUCUCCAUUAUAAACAUUAUUUAAUUCAUUCUCUAAACUCCCACCUUUCUCUCUCUCUCUCUCUCUCUCUUCUACAGCUUUUGGGUUACUUGUAUAAUAUACAUACACACACACACACACACAAAAAAAAACAAAUUAAACCCCAAAGACAAUAAAAACAUGACAAAAAAGCCACAAAAAAUAUGUAAAAAAAAAAGUAAUGGGUUUGUAAUUGAAGGGAAGAACUAAAUGAAUAAGAAAAAAGGAAUUCUUUUUUGUUUUUUCCCAGAGUACUUCAGUCCUUCCAUAAUUCUCUCCUUUCUGGUUCGUGAAUUCUCCAAGAAUCUCCCAUUUUAGUUCUGUUAAACUGCUCGACUUUUAUAAUCUGAUUACUGCUGAAACUUAUUGCCAAAAUAGUUUAUACAUAUGUAGGGUUGAAAUACUAAUUAUUCACACACAUACACAUGCAUAUACAUACAUACACAUAAACACAUUACAUAUGUAUUGUGUAUAUUCACAAUACAUAUAUAUUGAUAUAUAUUAAAUAUAUAAUGUAUAUUUAUGUAUGGGAAAAAAUUAGUGUAUGUAUGUGUGUUUGUAAUAUAUAUAAAUAAAACAAUGUAUGUAUAUGUGUGUGUAUGUGUAUAAUUAUGUGUGUGUGUAUGUAAUAUAUAUAUAAAUAAAACAAUGUGUGUAUAUGUGUGUGUAUGUGUAUAGUUAUGUGUAUAUGUGUGUGUGUGUGUAUGUACAUAUAUUUAUAUGUAUGUAUGUACGUAUGUAUGCAUAUAUGAGCGGGUGCUGAAAAGUUACUGGUUUUUAGGGGUAUCGUGAAAGGUUUGAGCCCUAAACUUCCAAGUUCUUUUACUGGGCUUAGAAAAACUGAAGGAUUGCUGCAAUAAAUGUUUGAAUUGGAGAGGGGAAUAUGUUGAAUAAAAUUACAAUUAACUGAUCCUCAUGUAUUUUCUUUUUAUCCAAAACCAGGAACUUUUCAGCAUUCCCUCUUAUAUAAUUUAAACUAUAAGUAUAUCAAACAUCAUACAACAUAAAUUCUUGAUCACACACACACACACACACACAUAUAUCUAUGUAUUAGAUAUGUAUGAGAGUGGUUAGUUGUCUUUAUGAAGCUGUAUGUGUUUUCAAGUCUAAUAUUACAUUGCUAUGUAUGUGUAUAUUACCCAUUCUAAUAUGUACACACACACACACGUAUACUUGUGUUUUCAUGUAAUGUAAAUCUGUUAUGUGAACGUGUGUAUGGUAAAUAAGUUAAUGUUAACCCAGUUCUAUAUACUUGUCUUGUAUUUUAAGGAAUCAGUUUUUAACACAAAUGGGAGCUAAACAUAUGAGAGGAAUAAACAUUUAUAAACACUU